Molecule: messenger RNA, 1293 nt
Organism: Cercospora beticola
Lineage: Eukaryota; Fungi; Ascomycota; Dothideomycetes; Mycosphaerellales; Mycosphaerellaceae
Product: epoxide hydrolase family protein
Biological process (GO): epoxide metabolic process
Molecular function (GO): epoxide hydrolase activity
Source: RefSeq, a predicted model, not a curated record
AUGUCGACACGAUGCGGGAGUCACCGAGACUCUAACUUGAUGCAACAGUAUGGAGUGUUACCCAAGAAAGCAACCCUCAAACCGACGCCAUUCAAAGUGCAUAUUGCGGAGGAGAAACUGCAGCUGUUCACAGAUCUGGUCCGCUUAUCGCCAGUAGCGCCUGCAGUUUAUGAGAACUCGAACACCAAAAUCGGUCGUCGAUAUGGAGUGCGUCGUGAUUGGGUUGCUGAAGCCAAGGAAGUCUUAUCCACGACAUUCAGCUGGCGAAAAUUCGAAGAGAGGAUAAAUCGGUAUCCCAACUUCAGAGUAGCACUCAAAGAUGACGAAGACUUGGAGCUCAAUAUCCACUUUGUGGCUUUGUUCUCCAAAAGACAGGAUGCUACACCCAUCAUACUCUACCACGGCUGGCCCGGCACUUUCGUAGACUUUCUCGAGAUACUUGAUCGGCUUGCAGCAAGAUAUACUCCGGAAACACUGCCAUACCAUAUCGUGGUGCCGUCAUUACCAGGGACCGCGUUCUCCUCUGGCCCAACGACCGACGUCGAUUACUCAUUAGUUCGAGCAGCGUACUGUCUCGAUUCACUUAUGCUUGGACUGGGUCUGGAUCAUUACAUUGCUCAUGGCGGCGGCCUCGGGGCAGGAAUCGCCAAUAUUCAGGCAUUGGCCUUUUCCUCUUGUGAAGCUUUCCACGUGAAUACCUUUCUGAUGGCACCUCCUGUGGAUCACGAGAAGUUGUAUGUCGAUGAAGAGGACAAGAACAACAUCCGCCGAUGCGUGCAAUUUCUUCGUACUGGAAUGGCAUAUGCCUCGGAGCAUGGCACACGACCUGCAACUACUGGUCUGACACUGCAAGCAAGUCCCAUAGCGAUGUUGAGCUGGGUUGGCGAGAAGUAUCUCGAAUGGUCAGAUGAAGACCCCCCUCUCGAGAAAGUGCUCGAGACCGUGGCACUUUAUUGGCUUACAGAAAGCAUUCCUCGCGGGCUAUACGCUUUUCGAAAAAUCGUCGGAGGGCCACCGCCGCGGUUACCAUUUAUUGAGAAGCCGUUUGGAUAUUCCACGUUUCCAAAGGAUGUCAUGCCUGUUCCAGUAAGCUGGGCAGCCACGACAGCGAAAUUGAUUUUCUUCAAGAAGCACACUAGUGGUGGCCGGUUUCCGGCAAUCGAGAAGCCAAGGCUACUGCUAGAAGAUAUCGAGGCGUUCGUGAAAGCUGUGCAUCCAGCAUCAUCCCCCAGGAAGCGUCGAGCAAGCUCCGAGUUGGACAGUCCCAAUAGCGUUCGGGAUUUUCGCAUUUGA